UCUUCCUGAACGUCAGUAUGAUGUCACUUGCAGACAAAAAGAGAAUCUAGAAAAGUGUAUCAUUGAUAAAUAAAGUCGCAAAUAUUUUUCUACCAAUAUUUGAUAAGUGAUUCAUAGUUUUGCGAAAUAGUGAUUCAGAACUCCCAUUGUCUGGUGUGUUCUUUCGAGUUAAGCACAAAGUUCGAGUAUAAGUGGUUUUCCUUCGCACAAAACUUUCAAAACAAUGGAAAACAUAAAUGCACAACCCGCCCAUCAUUCGCUAAGGUCAUCGAAUGACCCUCAGCAGACACAAAAACCGCAACAGUACGAAAUGCUUCCGGAUAGUGGAUCCAAUGGCGUAGCAAGGAUGACACCCCAACAGUUCCCGGGGAUACCUGGCCUCCAGGCGGCGCAGAAAGUGUAUCACUCCCAGCAACAUGUCAUACUUCCGGACAGUGGCCCCGAUGGGAUCGUCAUGCCCGGAAUGAUGAUGAUGGGCAAGAAGGGACCGGCGGUUCCGCCCAAACCGAAGAAACCAUCCCCUUCGACGGUGCCCCCACAGGUUCCCAAGAGUUCCAACGUUAAAAAGUACUGCGAGCCCUCGUAUUCUACGUUGCUCCAGGGCCAAACGGGUCCAACCGGACUGGAUGAGCACCCUUACACGAAUACGCAAUUUGGGAACGCCCCGGGCAAGAUGGGACUCAGAAAGGUAACGCUGGAUAAUGCGUUAGAGUUGCAGCAGCAGAAAGAAGCGCUGGAGCAUCACAAACGAAUGAUGGACAUAAAGAUGCAACGGGGACAAGCGGAUGGGGCAGUGUACGAAAAUACGCCGGGACGGUUUUAUGAGGGUGAUUCCACCUAUGCUAACAUCCCGGGACAUCGAAAGAAUGGAGAAGGGCUGAUUUACAGCAAUAUUGUCCAUAAUAACAACGAAAAGAAACCAUUUACACAGAGGCAAAUAUCGGAUGAACUUCCUCCGCCGCCAGCUCAGGAUUUGCCGGUUCCGUUGUCGUUGAAUGAGCUGACGCUGGAAGAUAAUGAUGACGAGUUCCCACCGCCACCAAGUCCCGUAAGUUCGUCGUAUAGCGAGUUGAGACGCGCAACAGAUCCUCCGCCUAUGGGUCGACAGCCACAGCCGACCUAUAAUAUCGUUGGUCCCGGUGCAACUGGCCAGACGUAUAGCAAUUUGGCUUCGAACAAUCAGAUCUAUGCGAACAAUAUGCAUCAUCAGUCCCUGUAUGGAACAUACGAUAUGAGUUCCCAAGGAUCAACCACUUAUGAAUCCAUUUACGAACCAAUUAAUCCCCGUCCAACCAGCCAAAUGUCGGGAAGAUCAAACUAUUCUUUGUACACACCUUACGUUAAUUCCCGAGGUAUUAACAGCCCGAACGACAGUUUGAUUACGAGCGCUUCGAAUCAACAUCAUCGCAACCACGGUCAGAAGGAAUCCGAGGUGGAUGCUUUGACCGAUUUGCUCGUUCAAUCGAUGGAUAACGUUCAGGAUCCGGACUCCUUCGGGACUUGUGUGAAAUGUGGGGACCGGGUUGUGGGCGAAAACACUGGCUGCACGGCUAUGGACCAAAUCUAUCACAUCGCGUGCUUCACUUGCCAACAGUGUCAGAUAAAUUUGCAGGGGAAACCAUUCUACGCUCUGGACGGGAAGCCCUACUGCGAGGAGGAUUACCUCAACACGCUGGAGAAGUGCUCCGUCUGUUUGAAGCCAAUUCUGGAGCGCAUUCUUCGAGCCACCGGAAAGCCAUACCAUCCGCAGUGCUUCACUUGCAUCAUCUGUGGUAAAUCGUUGGACGGAAUUCCGUUCACGGUCGAUGCCACCAAUCAGAUUCACUGCAUCGAAGAUUUCCACAAGAAGUUCGCCCCCCGAUGCUGCGUUUGCAACAUGCCAAUCAUGCCCGAGCCGGGUCAGGACGAAACGAUCCGUGUGGUUGCGUUGGAUCGUAGCUUCCACAUCAAUUGCUACAAAUGUGAGGACUGCGGACUGCUGCUUUCAUCGGAGGCGGAGGGUCGCGGCUGUUACCCGCUGGAUGAUCACAUUCUCUGCAAGAGCUGCAACGCAAAGCGGGUCCAAGCGCUGACCAGUCACAUGACCACGGAACUGUAAGUGGGUUUUCAUUGUUUCAUUCAUAGAGAACAAAUAGUCAUUGGACAGCGAACAAAAAAAAAAGAUGUGUCAUCACUGCCGACUUCUAGAAGCUAGGAGGCAGCUUAAAUCGUUUUGUGUAGCAAUCGGUCAUUCCGAUUAUUCCAGAUUACAGAAUAACGAAAACAAAAAAGAUGUUUAGUAUAGUAGAGACAAGUUGUAGCUGUGGCUGUUGAAUUUAGCUCUUUAGGGAAGACGUAGUCAAAUACGCGCUCAAAUAAACUACAGAUGCAUCUCUAAAUAAAUCUAUAUAUUAUAAACGUAUGUUGAACACGAUGAUACUAGUUGAAAUUUUGGAGAAACUAACAAAAAAAAAACAUUCCAUUUUAAUACCUGUCACGAAAAGUAGUUUAAAAUUUUAACAUAUGCGAUACCGUAAUUCUAAUGAAGAGAAGAGAAUAUUCGAAACAUUGCCAAUGUAUAUUUAGCCUUUAGGGAUUUAAUGUUAACGUGUUUUUCCGAUUCACAUUUGUAUGAUAUCAACCGCAUUUAUUACCAAAACAUUCGAUGGCAAGCGAUUAUGGCAAAACUGCUUUAUAUGUUGCCGAGAAGCUGAACCGAAACUGUAUGUAAUUGAGAAGAGAAAUAAACGAAAAUUAAUAAAUGGGA
This is a messenger RNA of Toxorhynchites rutilus septentrionalis, 2746 nucleotides long. Its product is annotated as lipoma-preferred partner homolog. Gene Ontology annotation, biological process: cell-cell adhesion. Lineage: Eukaryota; Metazoa; Arthropoda; Insecta; Diptera; Culicidae. Gene Ontology annotation, cellular component: stress fiber; focal adhesion. Bases 224 to 2098 code for a protein of 624 amino acids. The transcript has a single exon. The record is from RefSeq and is a predicted model, not a curated record.